UAGUGGCAUUGAAGUUGAAAAGUUAAACAUAAUAUUUUCUCUUUAAUUUUAAUGGAAUUUUAAAAUAGUACGAAUAGCGCCACACUAACAGAUAAUAGCUUUUUAAUGUUUUGAAUUGAGGAAAAUUUACCAACUGAAAUGAUAAAUCAAAUCAAAGAAAGAGCUAAUUAUUAAAGGACCGACCUUAACGUCCUAGUAAAAAGGCACUUCCUUUCUGUCGCUAGUAAGUGCUGUACGGAAAUGCCAGCAUUUCCUUACGACAUGGAUUUUCAGUCUAUGUUUAAGGACUUUAAUCCUAGCAAGUUCGUGGUGCACUGCAGCUUAUUAGCUUUUGUAGGAUUGUUCGCUCUUCGUUUGGAUGGUUAUAUUGAUUGGCCAUAUUGGGCCAUCUUCACACCUCUGUGGAUAUGGAAGGGAAUUGCUGUAUUGGGUGCCGCGGUCGGUGCUGUGGUUUGGUGUCGGUACCCGCAUUACCGACUUGAGGGGGACUCUUAUACUCAAUUCAAAGCUAUGCUGAUUUCCCUCUCGCUACACCUCAUAUUGUUAAUGUUUGAGCUGCUCGCCUGCGACAAACUUAGCUCCGGUCGCCACCUAUGGGUGUUGGUGUUCAUACCGUUGAUUUUUGGCUCAGUGGCUAGCGUUGGCGCUUGUGUGUGGGCAGUUAAACAUGAUCGUUCUUUCGAACUAGAACUAUUUUUGGCAGUUAACGCACUUCAGUUCGUUUCAUUGCCAUUGAAAUUAGAUCAAUUCGUGUACUGGAACUGGGAAGUCGUGUUUGUUCCCAUGUGGAUAGUUAUCUGUCUGAGCUUAGUUAGUGUUCUCUACAAUAUAAUCUUUUGCUGUAUUAUGUUACGUACACCUGAAAUAUCAUUCAUACAAAAGAAGAAUGCCAUUCAUGCGGCCUUGGGAAACUUUUGUACUGUGGUACCGUUGCUCUGUUUUCAAGUGGUGAUUUGUGAUAAGCUAGAAGGAGAAGAAAAGUAUACCUAUCUUUUUGUAUUCGGGCCGUUGAUGCUAUCUCUCUGCACAUUGAUUGUGUUGAGUUUUAGUGCAAAAGGUGGGAACAAGUGGUGGUUCGGGAUACGCAAAUCGUUCAGUCAGUUUCUCCUCUCGUCCAUGCCUUGCCUCCAAGAGUAUGCCAAUAUAGCGUAUCAUGCAAAUCGGUCCACUGCCGCACAAUCUGUUCCGUUGGACGCGUCUACCAGCACUGCGCAUACGGGCAACAAAAAAAGCAAAAAAGGGGCAAAGAACGAUAGCAUGAAGCCGGUUGUGCCAAUCAUCAGCAUCGAUAUGCCCGACUAAGAUCCAAGAUACGCUCAUAAGUUUGUCGAUGCAAGGACAUACCAAUACACACUUAAGCAUAGGUAUAAGUAAGUUUAAGGGAAUUGAAACUAUUAGAAUCUAGUUUACGCAUACAAACGUACAUGAGCAUGAGCAUGCUUUGGUGGAGCUUCUCAAAGUGCUUGAAAUAUCAUUUGAGUUGGAG
This is a messenger RNA of Anastrepha obliqua, 1486 nucleotides long. RefSeq names its product transmembrane protein 185B. NCBI's taxonomy places the organism in Eukaryota, Metazoa, Arthropoda, Insecta, Diptera, Tephritidae. The coding region runs from base 241 to 1302 and encodes 353 amino acids. The transcript has 6 exons. The record is from RefSeq and is a predicted model, not a curated record.